GGCUGGGAAGUGACGGCAGCGAGGACCCGGAUGUGGCGGGGGCGGGGCUGAGGCGCACCCCGCCCAGGAUCACGUGAGGCGGCGGUCACGUGACACAGCGAUGGGGACGGCGCUGGACGUGCGGGUGAAGCGCGCCGGGAAGGUCUAUCGCGAUGGGGAAAUUCUUUCUGGAGUGGUGGUCAUAACCAGUAAGGACACAGUGCAGCACCAGGGGAUCUCCUUAACCAUGGAGGGCUCAGUGAAUCUGCAGCUCAGUGCCAAAAAUGUGGGUGUGUUUGAGGCCUUCUGCAACACUGCCAAGCCUAUUCAGAUUAUCAACAGCACCAUUGAAAUGGUGAAACCAGGGAAGCUCCCCAGUGGCAAGACAGAAAUUCCCUUUGAAUUCCCACUGCAAAUGAAGGGCAACAAAGUUCUCUAUGAGACAUACCAUGGAGUCUUUGUCAAUAUCCAGUACACCCUGCGCUGUGACAUGAGACGUUCCCUGCUGGCAAAGGACCUGACCAAGACUUGUGAGUUCAUUGUCCACUCCCUGUCACAGAAAGGGAAGCUGCUGCCGAGCCCUGUGGACUUCACCAUUACUCCUGAAACUCUGCAAAAUGUUAAAGAGAGAGCCUCCCUCCCCAAAUUCCUGAUCAGAGGGCACCUGAACUCCACCAACUGUGUGAUCACGCAGCCGCUGACGGGGGAGCUGGUGGUGGAGAGCGCCGAGGCGGCCGUCAAGAGCAUCGAGCUGCAGCUCGUGCGUGUGGAGACCUGUGGGUGUGCUGAGGGCUAUGCCAGGGAUGCCACGGAGAUCCAGAACAUCCAGAUCGCCGACGGCGACGUCUGCAGGGGCCUCCCCAUCCCCAUCCACAUGGUGUUCCCCAGGCUCUUCACCUGCCCCACCCUGGAAACAACUAACUUCAAAGUGGAGUUUGAAGUGAACAUCGUGGUCCUCCUGCACGACGACCAUCUCAUCACAGAGAACUUCCCCCUGAAGCUGUGCAGGAUGUGAACAUCCACAGGAGAAGGAUUUUCUGGGAAUUCCUCAGAGGGAAAGUGGAACUUUAUCCAUGCUUGACUUCAGCUGGAGCCACCUCACUUCCUUCUUCCUGUGGACACUUCUUGUGCUUCCACUUCUCUAUUAGCCUGGCCAAGACUUGGCCUCUCUUCAUUUCCCAAUCCUACUGCCUUCAACAACCAUGUUUUUCCCAAUUUUUCUCAGGCAAAUCCUGAAGGAAUCAUUCUGUAGCUUUCUACAGCUUGUAGAAGUAUGUAGCAAGUUCCUCUCUUGAUUUAAUUUUGUAAUAUUUGUUCCAAAGUCCUUUGAAGACCCCUUAAAACUCAUAAAUCCCAUUGUAGCCAUACUGGGAGGAUAUGGGAAUUGUUACACGAUGAGAAAUAAGGUCUUUGAAGGUCUAAAAAAUGGUGCUACAACUCUGGAAGGUGGUGCUGUGGGAUCUGUCCCAAGGUGGAUGGGAAAUGAAUUAUUUCAAAUCACACCAAGGAAAUUUUGGUCAAACUGGGAACAGGAGUUGGUGUUGAAGGAAUAAAUUCAUGUGUUUGUGACUGUACAACUUAAAGGAAAAGUAAUUCAGUAAGAAAUAACCUUCCCAACACAAACAGGUUGUGGAUUUUGAUGUUGUUUUCAUGGAACAGCCACAACUUGUGGGUUUUCCAUUAAUUUUCCAUGUGGAGUAGAGGCAGGCUCAGUCUAUAUUAUGGAAAUUGGAAGUGUAAAGAUGAGCCUCUAAAAAGGCAGAAUUAAGAAAACUAAGAAAAAUCAUUUUCUUUGGUUUGUCCAGCAGCAUUGCCAAGCAGGAGAAUGUAAUUCCAGUUUGGGUCCUGGUGUUUUAGGAAGAAAAAGCUGAAAUUUUCCUUUCAGUGUCUGGGAAUGGGGAGGAAAAUGGUAUUUACUGAAACUUAGCACUUUUCCCUGAGACCAGGGGGAUUUGGGGAAGAGCUGCAGCCCCCCAAACUUCUGGAAGCUGAAAAGGAUUCCAGUGCUGGAUUUUUUAGGCCUUAAUCCUACAGCACAGAGUAGUUACUCACCCCUAACUCAGAGUGAGCAGAAAUACCACACAAACAACAGGUUUGACUGCAGCAGUAAUUUUAUUUUGUUAUUCAAGUGGUAACUAAUACAGUGAUUAAUGAGAGAGGAGUUUAAAACUUCAGCUGGAGAAGAUGUAGCAGUGUGGGGAACAAGUGAUCCCUGGAAUUAGCCAAGAGCUCCUAAUCCAUGUGAUGCUCCCUGGAUUCAGACAACAGAAUAUUUGAGUUUAAGAUCCUCAGGCUCUGGUCCUCACUUUUGGCUGUUUGGGACAAAUUUGUCUGUGUUGAAGGUGCUCUGGCCACUUCAGACUCAGAAAACAGUGGGAGAAAACUCCCUGAGCUGUUGGAAUUCUGCCCCUCCUGCUACUGGUGACCAUUCCUGCACAAAAUACAGAGGAAGUGCCACUUAAAAAUCCUUUAAAAAAUCCUUCCCAGUUAAACAGAGCAGCUCUUCAACACGGGGGGAAAUUAAAAUUUCAACCUUAUUUUGAGAUUAAAGAACUGAUCCAUAUUAAUUUAAAAUUCUUGCUUCAAAAUGUGACUAAAAGUCAUUAUUUAAACAAUUUGAAUUCUCAGCUGUGGGUUUUUGGGGAGAGAGGAGCUGCAAAGACCACACCAGGCUUGAAUCCUGGAUUAUCAAUGCCAGAGGAAGGGCAUGUCUUGAUUUCCAAUUCUGUUGGUCCAUCCUUUGGGUCACCUACUUGUUUGAUAUUGGAAUAAAUCUGAGGGGAAAGCCCCCUCUUCACAGGAAUCAUGCACUGGCCUUUUAGCUAAAAGAAUUUGCUACUUUCAGUGUCCCUUAGCCAAAAAUUCAGCAGUGUUGUGUGCUGCCAGCCCUGAACUGCACAGCUUCGGGCAGGAACCAGGAGAAAUCCUGGAUCUUGGAGUGAAAUCCCAUGGCCAAUGAACCCAGGGUUCUGUCCUGUCCCCCAGCACUGGGCUUGUGCUGCAGCCCCUUUACAUCUUGAAUUCUGCAGUGAAGGAGUAAAACAGGAGUAAAGCAGGCUCAGCUGGACUUGUUCCAUGCAGGAAGCUCAGGGAAGUCCUCGGGCAGCAGAGCGUGGACACGGCAGAUGGGGCAGGUGGAAUGCUGCUUGAGCCACGUUCGGAUGCACUGCGGGAACAGGGAGAGGGUCACAGGCAGAACUGGGGAAGGGGAGCCCAGGGGAGGCUGAAAAUGAUUGACUGGCACUAGUGGGGAAGCUCUUCAGGGAGUUCUACACCCCCAAAUUUCAGUGGUGUGGAACUGUCCUCCUGCUCUGAUCAGAUUUAUUCUGCAAGAACAAAUCAGCAUUAAAACCAAAAAGGUAAAGGGAGACAUGUGGAGUUAUUCCAACACAAUCCUGGCUUUUUUACUUCAUGAAUUUCCACUAGCAGGAGGCAAAUACAGAGUUUUCAGGGAUAACCCAUUCCCUGAGUGUGCUGCCAGCAAUCCCAACCAAAUUCAUUCUCUGAAGCAUCAUCUGAAAUCCACUCUGAUGAAUCAUUUUACUUUCAAAAACACCUAAAGCUUUCUGACAGGCUGUGGGUCAAGUUUGGAUGGCAAAGGCUAGAAAAAGGAAUUAUGCCCUGUUGUUUAAGCACAGAAGGGUAAGGGGAGGGUAAAGGGGUUGCUUUUGAGGUGGAGAUGAGGAACAGGAGCAGAACUCACCUCUCUGUGGAAGUGAUGGCCACACUCGAGCUCACAGCAGUCUCUGCUCAGCUCAUCGUGACAGAUGGUGCAGGGAUCCUCACUGCAGGCCUGGCCAGGAGAGGAAUGCUCAGAUAUUUAAAAAUCAGCAAUUAACCAGCACAAUCUACUCAAUUAACAAGGUCACUAACUUUAACCAAGUCUACUGAAGCUUUUGUACACAAAAUAAACGAGGCAAUUUUUUUUUUU
Molecule: messenger RNA, 3910 nt
Organism: Pyrgilauda ruficollis (rufous-necked snowfinch)
Lineage: Eukaryota; Metazoa; Chordata; Aves; Passeriformes; Passeridae
Gene: VPS26C
Product: VPS26 endosomal protein sorting factor C
Exons: 8
Coding region: 101-994 (297 amino acids)
Biological process (GO): intracellular protein transport
Cellular component (GO): endosome
Source: RefSeq, a predicted model, not a curated record